Molecule: messenger RNA, 1389 nt
Organism: Mycosarcoma maydis (corn smut)
Lineage: Eukaryota; Fungi; Basidiomycota; Ustilaginomycetes; Ustilaginales
Product: putative coenzyme A transmembrane transporter
Exons: 1
Coding region: 1-1389 (462 amino acids)
Biological process (GO): transmembrane transport
Source: RefSeq, a predicted model, not a curated record
AUGGCCGCUCCACGUCCGCACCAUCCGCCACUGUGCGAGACUGACAACGCAGCCACCGAUCCACGCGACUCGAUGCAUCUCUUACACGCAUCGAAGAACGCUUACGACAUCAAAGGAAAGGGUAGGGCAUACGACAAUGUUGAGGAUGCAUUUUCAAUAUCGCGCACUUGCAACACCACGUCAGCCACCUCGAUGCUUGGCGAUACGGCGGACAAGACAAGCUGGAACUACGUGCUUCGCUCCGGGUUUGCAGGCGGAAUAGCGGGCUGCGUCGCCAAAUCGGCCAUCGCACCUCUGGACCGCGUCAAGAUCCUCUUCCAAGCACAGAACCCCGAGUUCCAAAAGUACUCGGGCAAGUGGCUGGGCGUGUUCAAAGCUGGACGCGACAUCGUGCGAUCCGACGGAGCGUCGGCGCUGUUUCAAGGGCAUAGCGCAACGCUUAUGCGCAUCUUUCCGUAUGCAGCGAUCAAAUACAUGGCGUACGACAAAUUGCACUUCUACCUGAUGCCUACCAAGCAGAGCGAGACGUCGGCAAGGCUGUUUCUGGCAGGAUCGGCAAGCGGCGUGUUGUCGGUCUUCUUGACCUAUCCGCUCGAAUUGAUCCGUGUCCGAUUGGCGUUCGAGACCAAGCGCAAACGACAGAAAGGCGGAUUGAGGAGAAUCAUCGGUAUGAUCUAUCGCGAAGGUGCGACCGAGGCGCCAUUUAGCAGCGAUGCCAGGAAGAGGGCGGCCAGAAUCGCACAGCAGGUCGCACAGCAAGCGAAUCUCAGCACAUCGGCCACUCAUACUGCCAUGACUGCGACUGCGACUGCCGCUGCCGCUGCCGGAGCAGGAGCAGGAGCAGGAGCAGCGAAUUCAAUCGAAAGCGCAUUGCGGGCAACCGACCCGAACGUGCCUUCUUCCGCCGUUCCAGCAGGCAACCGGCUGUUAGCCAAGUAUCCCAUACUCAAAUUCUACCGCGGGUUCAGCGUCACCGUGAUGGGAAUGAUCCCAUACGCAGGUACGAGCUUCCUCGUGUUUGGACGAUGCAAGACUCUGCUUCAGGACGUGUUCCCUCCUUCGGAACCGGCGGUAGGACAACUGGGUAGUAGGAGACAGUGGUACUGGCCCAGCAAAACCGUAGUCGACUUAUCGGCGGGCGCACUCGCAGGCGCACUCUCACAAACCGCCGCUUAUCCCUUCGAAGUGGUUAGAAGGAGACAGCAGGUAGGAGGCAUCAUUCGUCCUGGAGCUAUGUUGGGUAUGUGGGAAACAGCAGCGUGGAUCUACAAGACCAGUGGUUGGAGAGGCUUCUAUGUCGGGCUGAGCAUCGGAUUCUUGAAAGUGGUCCCAAUGACCAGCAUCUCGUUUGCGGUCUGGUUGGGCAUGAAGCGGCAGAUGGGAAUUUAG